AUGGCGGAUGCGGACGAUAGCAACAGUGGCGAGGGCAGCGGCGGCGGCAGCGGCGGGGCCGGAAUUGAGUCGCGCCGCGAUUCGCUGCAGAUGCUCACGAAGCUGGACAAGGCGGUGUCCACAAAUGACGUAUUGCUGGAUCUGCAGCGGGCGCUCACUUACGAGGCGGUGUUCAGCACGCUGGUGCAGCACAAGAUGCAGGCCCUGAAGCGCGACUAUGAGGCCCACAAGCGUGCCAAGCGCAAGAAGCGCAAGAAGUCCAUCGGCCGCAUUUUGUUGCCGCGCAAGCUCUUUGGUGCACGCCGCUCCAGCAAGGAUGACUCCGACGCGGAUGAUGCGGACGAGGAGGAGGUGCUGCCAGGCAGAAGCCAAGCCAAGACUGCCCCAAGCCAUGCCCAUGACAUUCAGUUGGCCUCCGGCUCACUGCCAGCGCCUCGGGCGUCAGUGCUGGCCACGGAGCCGGCGCCGGAGGACAGCGUGGCCAGCACGCUGAGCAAUUCGUCGGGUCACCAGCCACGGCACAGCCACAGUCUGCUGGUGCGAGCGCAGACGCAUACGCCCGCCCAGCUGCCGGCGCAGCGGGACAACAGCAGCAGCUCCGAUGAGAAUGUAGGGAAAGCAGUGCGGCAGCUCGAGCCCGGGCCCAGACAUUCCGUGAGCACAACGACCAACGGCGACCCGGCAGACUAUCUGACACCGAUUGCCUCUUGCUAUGACAAUACCUCGGCGACGGCGACGGCAACUGUGAUUGGCGGCACACAUGUCCUGCACAGCUCCACCCUGGCGGAUGACAGUCUGACGGCUUCGCUGCGCGGCAGCCUCGAGAGUCUGUCCUACUCCAGUUCGCGCUGCACGGUCAGCUUCGGCGGUGCCGAGAUCAUUGCCCUGGCCCAUGCCGAUGCCGAGACACGCGAGCGCCUGCGCCUGGCCAAACGGUUGCGCAUCCUGGAAGCCAAGUCGAUUAGUGCACAAUGCAGCCCCAUUUUUCCACGCAGCGUGGCGCGCUCCUUGGCGCUGCCAAUGCCGCAGCAGGCGCGCAUCCACGUGAAUGUUCCCUCCAGCCUGGCCAGGCCGCCGCCGCCGCCCCCGCCCCCGCCCCCGCACGUGGCUGUGGAAAUCGAAGCGCUGCGUGCGAUGCCGCUGUCGCAGCGCAAGCGGCUGCUGCCCAAACAGCUGUCCUGCACCGAAAGCUACUCGGGCGCUGGCAGCGACUUUGACGGCGCCGGCGCCGCCGCCGCCUAUGCGCGUUACUUUUCGCGACAGAAUACGUCAGAGGAUAGCGCCAAUGUGACUGUCAGCACGGUGCUGGCCCAGAGCGACUCGCAGUCGCUGCACGCACUGCCCAGCUAUGCGAACACGCCGACAGCGUCGGCCGGACGGGAGCCGGAACGCCUCAAGUCGCGCAGCACCGGGUUGCUGGCCAUACGUCGGCAGCGCAUACCGGAGGCGACUGUCAUUCCUAUGGAGUCGCAGGAGGAGCAGCCAUUGCCGGCACAGCUGGCCGAGAAGCUGCAGCGCAUGACCUCAACCUCAACGGGUUCCAGUGUGGCGCCCACUGGCUGCUGCAGUGCAGCCAAGUCUGUGGCGUCACGCGCCAAAGAGAAACACUUUCAAAGCUUUAAGCCCACGCUGGCCAUGUCUGCGGCGACGGCAGCCCAAAGCACCGGCAGCGACGAUGAGUACCGACGCCGCAAACGGAAGUACAAACGACAUCAUCGCUGUUCGGAUCCAGCGCUGGUCUAUCCCACGCCCAAUGGCCUGCAGCAAUGUGUACAUGUGCUUGGCCAGACGCCCGAUGCCCAGCCCAUACAAUGCCCCUAUGCCGAGGACUCGCCCUGCGACCUGCAGCUGGACAUGGACACUGACGGUGAUAAAAUCGACGACCUUGAGCACAUUAUGCCUGGCGGCGGUCAUCAGCGACAUCGCAGAAAGCAUCGACAUCGGCACAAAAAGCGUCAUCGCCAUAAAAAACCCAAAAUACUUGUGCAGGAUUUGGAUACGGAAGUUGUUAAGGUGAUCGAUCCACAUGAUCUCUCACAGCGCGCACGCUGGACAAUCAUUGCAACUGCCUGCCUUCUGUUGCUGAUGUGCCUCAUGCUAAUCGGCGUCACAUUGCGAAUGGCACCCAUUAUAGAUGAUAUGGUGCGUCAGGAGAACGAGCGCAGCAUGCGCGAGAACCUGGAGCGCACGCUCAUGAUGAAGAACCUCACGGAGCUGAAUCUGCAGCGGCAGCAACAACUGCUGCACCAGGCGAAACAGCAGCAGCAGCAACAGCAUCUGGCGCUGCAGCAACAGUUGCUGCAGAUUCCAUAACAAACGCUUGACGAGCAUUUCUAAUGGCAAAGGGUUAUGCAUGUUCUGUUACUAUUUACCAACACUGACACUGGCAUUGUUCAACACUAAACAACCGACAAAAGUUAUGCGCACAAUAUAAGAAACAAACAACACUUUGUUAACUACAAUUAAAAGAAUUGGAGCAUGUGGAAGGACGCUACAAUGAACAAAAUUAACUAAUUAAGCUGAUAGAAAUUAAAAAAAAAAAAAAAACAAAACCUAUUUGUUUGAUAUGCGAAGCAGAAAUAAGCAACAAAGCAAACACAAUACGAGUAUUUAGCAGAUUGUUAGUCAAAGUUGGAAGAAACCAAAAACCAAAAACUAAAACGAAAACCAAAACUAAAACAAAAACAAAUCAAAAAGUGAUCCAGUUUAGGCCUCAGUUGUGCGGGCAGAAAAAUAUGUUAUUUAUAAAGUUGGUUCGAUGCAUUGUAAAAAU
Drosophila novamexicana is the source of this 2773-nucleotide messenger RNA. RefSeq lists its product as uncharacterized. Bases 1 to 2313 code for a protein of 770 amino acids. The transcript is spliced from 8 exons. NCBI's taxonomy places the organism in Eukaryota, Metazoa, Arthropoda, Insecta, Diptera, Drosophilidae. The record is from RefSeq and is a predicted model, not a curated record.